AUGAGGAGAGCAGCAGACAAAUCCUCCCCAGCAGUGCCUCCUUCAUGUCCUGACCGACACACAGAGCUCCGUAUGAGGAGAGCAGCAGAUGAACCCUCCCCAGCUGUGCCUCCUCUAUGUCCUGACCAACGUACAGAGCUCCGUAUGAGGAGAGCAACAGAUGAACCCUCCCCAGCAGUGCCUCCUCCAUGUCCUGACCAAUGUACAGAGCUCUAUAUGAGGAGAGCAGUAGAUGAUCCCUCCCCAGCAGUGCCUCCUCCAUGUCCUGACCGACGUACAGAGUUCCGUAUGAGGAGAGCAGCAGAUGAACCCUCCCCAGCAGUGCCUCCUCCAUGUCCUGACCGACGUACAGAGUUUCGUAUGAGGAGAGCAGCAGAUGAACCCUCCCCAGCAGUGCCUCCUCCAUGUCCUGACCGAAGUACAGAGCUCUACAUGAGGAGAGGAGCAGAUUAA
This is a messenger RNA of Hyla sarda, 453 nucleotides long. RefSeq lists its product as uncharacterized. The transcript has a single exon. The coding region runs from base 1 to 453 and encodes 150 amino acids. Lineage: Eukaryota; Metazoa; Chordata; Amphibia; Anura; Hylidae. The record is from RefSeq and is a predicted model, not a curated record.